UAAGAAAGUUUCUGAAAGUUUUUGCUUGUGAUUUUUUAGUAAAAAGAGUUUUCAGUCAAUUUUCAAGCUUCAUUAAGAACAGACGAAAAAAAGUAAAUCAACAAAACUUAUAAUGAGUUAUCAAACUAUUAAAAUUUGCCUGUCGAUUGACAAUUGUAUCGAGAACUUUUACAUAAGACAUGAUAUCAAUAAACUUCAUUUUAAUAGUAAAUUAUUAAAGUUUAAGCAGAGUGUCAUUGAAUGUAAUCCAAAAGCUAAUUCUCCAAAUUUGAAAAUCCACUGGAUCGACGCAGAUAAUGAUGAGAUAUCGAUAACAUGCGAAGAACAUUUUGAAGUUUACUUACAAUUGGGAAAAGGACGAAAAAUCUUUAUCAAUGUUGCCAAGACUGAUCAGCAGCAAGAAGAGUCAAUUUCGAUUGAAUCAAGUUUUGUUGAAAUGCAGCAUGUCUGCAACUGUAACAAAGAUGAAGUCCAGAGCAAUGGAAACUUGGAAAAAGUUACAUGCCGUGAUGAACAAAUCAGAAUCUCGAAUGAAAUUGUCAAAUGCUUACAACUCUGUGAUUUCAUAUAUAAAGCUUUAAACGAGGCAAAUGCUGUGAUUCCACAACUUGUGGAAAAAGUUAAUGACAUCAGUGCCAAAAUUGACUCUACAGAUCAACAGCAACAAGCUGAAGUUCCUAUUAACACAAUAAAUAAAUCAAAGUUUAAUUGUCGAUUACUUGACUGCAACCCUGAUCAGGAAAUUAAUGAUUGGUUUAAGGAAGCAGGAAAUGAAUCGACUAAUGUUAAUAACACAAAAAUGGAACCAUCAACAUCGUCCAAUUUCACUGAAAUGACUCAAAUUGAAAGAAUUUUUAAAAACCUUGAUGAAUCAGCUAUGUCCGAUGUGACAAUUGUUGAUACGACUUCAUCUAAUCAUCUUGACUCAACUCUCAAUGAAGUAACUCCAUCAAAAUCUAUGGAAUCACUUGGAUCAUCAAUUGAAAUACAUGACGAUAGUUCCGUGUUGAGUGACGAUUCUCGUGACUGGACAAUUUUGUCACAAGAUGAAUUUAACACUGAACCAACUCCUAGAAAUGUAGAUGCAAAAACUGGUGCAGUUCCAAAAAGUUUUCAUCAGGCUUUCAUUGAUGACGAAAUUCCACAAAUUGAAUCUAUUUCGAAUAAAAACCGAACUUUUAGAUCUCGUUGGCGUGAAAUUGAUCAACAUAAAUUGAAAGCAUCUGCAGACAUUGACCAGAAGAGCAUCAAAAAUAUCCACAAAUCUAUAGACACGAUUGAUGUUGUAAAGUCUGAAAAUAGUCAACACAUUGACUCUCCACAUGAACAGGAUAAAUCAGCCACUGAAAAAGAAGUUCCCAUUGAACAUCCAGAAGUUAUUGCUGAUAUCGAUUCUGAAGUCAAUGGACAUCAUUAUGAGCAGCCUACAGCACCAAUAGCUCCAACAACAUCACACGAGCCUGUUGUCACUGCUUACGAUCCAAAUCCUAAAAUUAAUACAGCAGUCUAUACUUUAAUGAAAUUUGGAUUCUCUAAUGAAGAUAACUGGCUCACUCAGCUUAUGAUAAAUCUUGAUGGUGAUCUUUCUAAAGCUUUAAGUUUUUUAACCCCUCAACCGAAAUCUAAAAUCGUAGAUUUAGAAAAGUACAUGUUUAACGGCUGUUGAGUAUUUGAAAUUAAAAAUAAAGUGUUUCUUGUAGUAACGGA
Molecule: messenger RNA, 1707 nt
Organism: Chironomus riparius
Lineage: Eukaryota; Metazoa; Arthropoda; Insecta; Diptera; Chironomidae
Source: the annotation of a GenBank genome assembly